AUGUGGAUGCCAAGGUCUUUGCCGGAGAAAAGGGAUGUAGGAAAUGGAUUAAUUGCGGUGGCAAUAGACAAGGAUAAGGGCAGCCAAAUUGCCCUCAAAUGGGCCAUUGACAAUCUUUUGGUGAAAGGGCAGACUGUUAUUCUCAUCCAUGUCAGUCUCAAAUCAUCUUUUUCUUCACAUUCAGCUUCCCAAAGGAUGAACCAAAUUGCUGAUUCCAAUGGCGCAUCCAAUGUUGAUCCCAAGGAGUUAUUCCUUCCUUUCCGCUGUUUCUGUACGCGUAAAGAUAUUAGCUGCAAGGAUGUCAUACUGGAAGACACAGAGGUCGCAAAAGCAUUAAUUGGAUACGUUAAUCAGAAUGCAAUUGAGACUUUGAUUGUUGGUGCGUCGGCGAAAGGAGGCUUUCUUAGAUUCAAAGCAGCAGAUGUCGCCAGUAGCGUGUCGAAGGGGGCACCAGAUUUUUGCACUGUAUAUGUUAUAUCCAAAGGGAAGAUUCAAUCCAUACGGGCUGCCUCCCGUUCUGCACCAAUUAACUCUUCAUUGCAUAACCAAUUUCAUAAUCAAAACAGCACAUCGCCAGCUUCUAUGGAUGCACAGAUCCCCCCACUUCUGUUAAAAGAGUACCCAAAUGAGAAAGGGGAAACUUUAUCAGUCUCUCGAAGGACUAACGUUAAAAUUUUCGCAACUGAAAACAGGUCACCAUUCACUAGGAAAGGCUUAAAUGGAAAAUCGUACGGUGAACUCUCGGUUCCAGAUACUGAUAUAUCCUUUGUCAGCUCAGGCAGACCAAGCAUCGAUCGCAUAUUUCCAUCAUUUUAUGACAAUACAGAAACAAGCCGCACACCUCCACGGCUCUCAAACAUCUCUGACAUUGACAGCAACUACAGCUUUGAGUCAUCGCAUUAUGGAAGGAGGUCAAUGGAUCAAAGUGGAUUUUCACCUGAAUUAUCGAACUUCUCAAAUGAAAGUGACCAGAUGCUAUCAGCUUCGGAUGAUGUUGAGGCUGAAAUGAGAAGGCUAAAGCUGGAGCUCAAGCAAACAAUGGAAAUGUACAGUUCUGCCUGCAAAGAAGCACUCACUGCAAAACAGAAGGCAAGAGAGCUUCAGCGCUGGAAAAUGGAAGAAGAGCAGAGAUUGGAAGAAGCACGACUAGCUGAGGAAGCUGCAUUGGCAAUUGCAGAAAAGGAAAAAGCCAAAUCCAAAGCAGCAAUUGAGGCUGCAGAAGCAGCCCAGAGAAUUGCUGAGCUGGAAGCACAAAAAAGGAUUAGUGCAGAAAUGAAAGCACGCAAAGAAGCAGAAGAGAAGAGAAAGGCCCUUGAUGCUCUGGCAAAUUCAGAUGUCAGAUACAGGAGGUACUCAAUCGAAGAAAUUGAAGCUGCAACAGAAUACUUUUCAGAGUCGCGCAAGAUUGGAGAAGGGGGUUACGGUCCUGUGUACAAGUGUUAUCUAGACCAUACAUCCGUAGCAAUUAAGGUUUUACGUCCGGAUGCAGCUCAAGGAAGGUCACAGUUUCAGCAAGAGGUAUGUGGCCAAAAACAAUUCUCUACAGGAACUUCAAUUCUCGAAAAUUUUCAAGCUCUUAUUCUGAACCGUAUUUCAAAGGAAAAAUCAGUGAAGUCACAUUUCAGAAAGCAAUUUCCCCAAAAACAUUAUUUUUUAAAAUUCAUUGAACAGCUUAAGAAUGAACCCCUUGAUUUUUUUUAA
Molecule: messenger RNA, 1701 nt
Organism: Dovyalis caffra
Lineage: Eukaryota; Viridiplantae; Streptophyta; Magnoliopsida; Malpighiales; Salicaceae
Source: the annotation of a GenBank genome assembly